AUGGCCAUUGAAGCUGGUUCAGCCCUGUCCUCAUCGAGGCGUGAUUCUCUCCAAGCUGCUGGCAGCGUCUUCUUCGUUUCUUCGGCUGGCCGUGUUCUGAAACUCCCGAUUCCGAGCAACUCUCCUCGAGACCCGUUAACAUGGUCUCGAUCCAAGAGAUGGCUGGCCUUUAUUGCGUUGCAGCUCUACUCCGUCGUGGCCUCUUUUGAACUCAACCUUCUUGGAGUCCUCGGCAAAGCCAUCAGACUUGAGUUCGACGAAGAUCAGGACAUGGGCCCUUUCGGCAUCCAGACACUGUCUUCCGCAAUGACACUGUUUACUGGUUUCGGGUAUCUGUUGGCGAUUCCUCUUUCUACCGGUGUUGGACGACGGCCUGUCUUCGUGGGGGCCGCACUUCUCACCACCACCUCUACGCUAUGGGCUGGGAUAGCUGGUGGUUUCACCCAGCUGUUGACAGCCCUCUGUUUGCAAGCCCUGGCUGCUGGGGCCGCAGUUAGCAUGUGCGUUCUCAUAACAAUAGACGCCACAUUCAUCGAUGAACGUCCCAGUGCUCUCUCGCUGUUCUGGUGUACUGGGUCGGCUUUCAUCAAGAUGAGCCUCAUAAUCCUGCCGUUCAAGACAGACUUGAACACCAACUGGCGUAUAGUCUACAAAAUAUGGACUGCACCCUGUUUUGUCGCUCUCAUCGCCGCUCUAGUCUUCGUUCCGGAGACGUACUUUCUGCGGCCUCCAGUUGCGCUUGAUGGACGAGUGCUUGUCCAACAUAGCUCCGAGAAAGUGCAGAUUUACGCGGGAUGGGAGGAAAUCGAGGACCUUGGUUCAGAGAGACCUCUACCUGAACUUCCAGUGGUCCACAAUCCCUUCUCCCGUCUUGUGAUCAGAAAAGCGCCUGGGGCCAGUUUCAAGGGCAUGCUUGCGACAUACAUGCAGAUGCUGCUCUGCAUUCUGAACCCAUUAACCUUCUGGGUCUCCCUCCUUACCGGCGUCAUACUCAGCGGCGCUAUCUUCUUAGGCCUGACGCAGCCCACUUUCCUGGCAGUCACUCACGGUCAUGAUCCCGAGAAUGUCAGUAUACUCUUGGGAGUCGCAGGAAUUGUCGGCUCCCUUGUGGCAUUCCCAUUCACCGGCCCUUUAAUCUCCUGGUUCACACGGUACUACACAAUGCGAGCGGGUGGCAUGCGACAUGCCGAGGUUUAUUUACCGGGCUUCGCUAUUCCUGUCAUUACAGGCUUGGCCAGUGUGAUACUCAACGGCCUUGCAAUAAAGAUGGAUUGGGCGCCAGCUUGGAUGUAUGUCUCCUCAUCCUUGAGCAUUUUCAGCUGGCUCGCCGGAAACGUCGCCUUUACCCUUUGGAUAACUGAAGCUUUUCCCCGAUGGGCUGCUGCUGCAUUAUCUGUCCAGCUCUUCGUCGGAAACCUGAUAAGCUUCGGUAUUGGCAGCGCAAUCACGCCUUGGGUUCACUCAGAUCACAUCAUUGAGCCAACUGGGCUCAUUUCCGCACUGAUGCUCGUUUUGGGUGUUCUUGCUGUCCCCAUCGCUUUCUGGGGCAAAAGCAUGCGACAAUAUAUCCACGGCCGGUGGAGUGAUUCCGAGAAGGGAGCUUUGCGUCCUCAAUAG
Molecule: messenger RNA, 1617 nt
Organism: Ilyonectria robusta
Lineage: Eukaryota; Fungi; Ascomycota; Sordariomycetes; Hypocreales; Nectriaceae
Product: major facilitator superfamily domain-containing protein
Exons: 3
Coding region: 1-1617 (538 amino acids)
Biological process (GO): transmembrane transport
Molecular function (GO): transmembrane transporter activity
Source: RefSeq, a predicted model, not a curated record